Messenger RNA from Macrosiphum euphorbiae (potato aphid), 3414 nucleotides. Lineage: Eukaryota; Metazoa; Arthropoda; Insecta; Hemiptera; Aphididae. The record is from the annotation of a GenBank genome assembly.
AUGCUAAGGGUAAAUAGGCCGGGCUUUAUUGAGAUCGAGUCUUCGCUCAAUCGUACUAUCGUGUGGUAUUUUAGGAAAAAUAUCGAUAAUGUGACAAGUUACCGAGCUUUCCUAAAUUCAAUAGAGUCCGAAUUAGUCGCGAAAUUACGCGAGUGCGGGCGUAUUAACCCGAUCAAAUACAACCUGAAAUUAGAGGCCACAUAUGUCGUACCAAAUUUACACAAUUCAGAUCAAAACCGUGCGUUUAAAACUUCGGCCCGCGAAUUAUACGUGCACAGUAAUGUCGAGGCUUUGGUCGAUCGCGAUUUCACAAGGCUCCUGGGGGAAGAAGACUCUUACGCCGGAAAGUAUAGCGGGUUCACCUUAUCGUGUAUCGACGGACUGCUCUUGGGUGUGUACGAAUAUACGCCUAUGGGGGGAUCGUCGUACUUACCGUUGCCGGAGAGUAUUCUGAACCGGAAAGCAGUCGUCAACCCUAAAAAUAUCGACCGGCAAUGCUUCAAGUGGGCGAUCCUCGCCAAACACGUGUCACAUGACAAUCGCACACGAGUAGCAAGUCCGCAAAAAAAUAGCCAUGAUCAUCGUUUAUUUUUCUGCAAGAGAUGCUUCGCCAGCUUCGACAAUCAACCUCUGAAAUAUAAAUUGCACGGCGAACGGGCGUUGGCUAAGCAUCGAUUGUUAUGCGGUGAGCACAAACCCGUAUUACCUCUAAUGCCUAAAGAAGGGGACACGCUAAAAUUCGAGGCGUGGCGUAAGACUGAACGUCUACCGUUCGUAGUGUAUGCCGACUUUGAAGCCCUACUACUGAAAACGGACCGGAGACAAGGCGCGAAUACCACUGCGAUACACACACACCACCCCAUGAGUUACGGCUACCUGGUCAUCGCAGCGGAGGGGGUGCCGACAGACUUGUUCGACCAGUACGAUAUACCGCGGGCUCCGGUCAUUUUCCGUGGUUCGGUGACCGAUGACGAUGUGGCCGAGCGUUUUGUCAGCGACGUGCUCUGCGUGGCCGAAAAGAUAGCCAGAUUAUACAAGGAAGUAAUUGUACCGAUUAUUAUGAGUGUUGAGGAUAGUCGCGUGCACGGCGUCAAGAAAAUGUGCGACUUGUGUGGCUGUGCGUUUAGUGAGCGCAACUGUAAAACAGCACACCACGACCACUUGUCGGGACGUUUUCUGAAAACGUUGUGCAACACGUGCAACCUCAAAUUAAAAACACCUAAUUUCGUGCCGUGCUACCUGCACAAUCUGUCCAAUUACGACGCGCAUUUUAUCGUGACGAAUUUGGCGAACGGGGGUGACACUAACAGAAUUUCGGUAAUAGCGAACACCGAGGAGAAAUAUAUCUCAUUCUCGAGGUAUAUUAACAACUCGUUCUCCGUCAGGUUCAUAGACACGUGCCGGUUCAUGGCGUCGAGCUUGGCACACUUGGCGGAGAACCUCACCACCGCAAAUUUCGACAAGUUUCGCGAAGUCGCGAAAGUGUUCGCCCCUUCGGAGAUGGAGUUGGUCACGCGGAAAGGCGUAUACCCGUAUGAAUAUACAGAUUCGUGGGAUAAAUUGGACGCUACGUCGCUGCCGGAUAAGUUCCAAUUCUACAGCGCGUUGACGGAGACGCACGUGAGCGACGAGGAUUAUAGUCACGCGACCAGAGUCUGGAAUCAUUUCGCCUGCACCUCACUCGGCGCUUAUAGCGAUUUAUACCUUAAAGUCGACGUGGUGUUAAGCGCCGACGUGUUCGAGAAUUUCAGGGAUAUAUGUAUGGCCACAUAUCACCUGGACCCCGCGCAUUACUACACGUCGCCCGGAUUCAGUUUUGACUGCAUGCUAAAGUUUACAAAAGUUCAACUUGAACUUUUAACUGAUUUCGAGAAAGUUCUGUUUACUGAGGCAGGGACGCGCGGGGGUCUGGUGCAGGCUAGUAGGCGUCACGCUCGUGCCAACAAUCCCGCGACGCCGGGAUACAAUGCCGACGAACCUAGCACGUCUCUCAUAUACUUGGAUGCAAACAAUUUGUACGGGUACGCGAUGUGCAAGUAUAUGCCUAUUAGCGAUUUCACAUGGUACCCAGGGAAUCCGGAAGUCGCGCUGGCCCAGCUGGAGUGGAUGGGCGAGACGGACGACGUGGGUAGAAUUUAUGAAGUAGACAUCUCGUAUCCUCAACACCUGCACGACGCCCACAACGAUAUGCCGUUCUUGCCCCACGCCAGCAUACCACACGGGUCCUCAGUGCGAAAGUUGAUGGUCACUUUUUUGAGGAAAGAACGUUAUGUAGUUCAUUAUAUGAAUUUGAAACAGGCCAUGGCCCACGGUGUGGUAGUCGAAAAAACACAUAGAGUAUUGGAGUUCCGCCAAUCCCCGUGGUUAGCGCCAUACAUCAAUUUUAACACCGAAUUACGCAGACAGGCGGCGAACAAAUUUGAAGAACAAUUUUUUAAAGAUUUGAAUAAUUCAGUGUUCGGGAAAUCGAUUGAAAAUAUGCGGGCCAGAUUCAACUUGGAACUCGUAUCUUGCCCCGCCAGGAUGCGAAAGCUGAUAAACCGUCCCACAUUCAAGUACUGCACGACGUACAACGAAAAUCUAUCGGCGGUCACGCAGCACAGUAAAGAAGUGGAUUUCUGUAAGCCGAUAUAUAUAGGAUUUACCGUACUGGAACUCAGCAAAGUUCUAAUGUACGGAUUUCACUAUGACGUUAUGAAGAGACAUUACGGAGAUAAGAUCGAAUUACUUUACACAGAUACCGAUUCACUAUUCUACCGCGUGGUGACAGACGAUUUUUACGCCGACUUGAUAGACAACCCAAAUCUGAUGCGGUUCAUGGAUACUUCCAAUUUGCCGAAAGACCACAAAUGUUAUUCAACUUUGAGGAAACGGGUGCCGGGUCUUUUUAAAAACGAAACCAAUUCCCGUACAGUCUACGAGUAUGUCGCGUUACGAGCGAAAUCGUAUGCAUACGACGUGGAACAGGAGGUCACAAUUCGCUCGAAGGGUGUCAUGAGGCACGUUAUUAGAAAUCACCUCACAUUCGCCGAGCAUAAGAGGUGUUUGUUUGCCGACGUGGACGACGAUGCGGAAUCCGACGAGUGCGACGACGAAUUCGACGCAAAUAUGGGGAAAAUGUUCGCUGCCGAUUCCGCACUUAAAGCUGUCGCUCAAAUUCAUCGGAACGCCUCAACCGGCUCAACCAACUCGUCGACGACGGUUGCGGCGGCGGCGGCCACGCAUCCAUCCCACGUCUACAGCUACAUGCCAUUCACGCCGUAUAGGGAAAAUGUGUCUAUACGCUCGUUUAAGCACGAGUUACGCACAAUUAGAUCUAUGAAACUCGUCUUGAACAGGGCAGACGACAAGCGUUACGUGUUACCGGACAACAUUUCGACGUACGCGCACGGUCAUCACCGCAUAAAUUAUUAA